Penaeus monodon (black tiger shrimp) is the source of this 2823-nucleotide messenger RNA. RefSeq names its product trafficking protein particle complex subunit 10-like. Gene Ontology annotation, cellular component: TRAPPII protein complex. Gene Ontology annotation, biological process: early endosome to Golgi transport; intra-Golgi vesicle-mediated transport. The record is from RefSeq and is a predicted model, not a curated record. Lineage: Eukaryota; Metazoa; Arthropoda; Malacostraca; Decapoda; Penaeidae.
AGGCCGCUGAAGCUCGCGACGGAGGGCGUAUGUUUACAUUCGUGUGUCAAGACGGCCAACGAAGGAAUCAGCUGACUGGCACUGUGGGCUCUGUUGACACUCCUUCAGGCCAUGAGAAGUGCCACCUUUGACGGAAGGCCGUAGACUGACGCUGAAGGAUCGGACGGAAGGGCGAUCUCUCUGGCCUCGAGAGGAGGAAGUGCAAAGAUGAAGCGCAGACCUAUCGUGACCUAUGCAGGAGACAACGCACUUUUCACUGGCCUUCAGGCUGGCCUGGUUACUGCACUGCCUCAGGAGAGUGUGGAGUGGCGACGCUCCUAUGGGCGUCCUUCCCGGUGUGUCCAUGUGGAAGUGGACUUUGUUCCUUUUGCUGAGGAAUGCCUUGUGAAGGAUGUCACACGGACAAUCCUUGGCCAACCCAUCUUCCACACCUACUGGACAGAUUGUGCUGAUGUCGAGGCCUACAAGAGCAGCACAAGGGACAGCCUGCAGGCAUGGGUAACAUCACUGAGGCAGCAAGGGAUCACAGAUUGGAUGGUAGUGUUGCUGGAAACACCAGACACACGCAAAGGAAAUAAGUUGAUCCCAAGAACCACUGUCCUGGACAAAAUUAAAAAUGACUUUGGUGGAAAACAGGCUGAAAGAUGUGUUUCUUUGAUUGACCCUUUGAAGACGGAUUCAAGAUCUGUGGAAUCGUGGCAGACUCUGCUCACAAAGAUGAGGCAUUUGUUGAUGGUGGCAUACAAUAGGGCUCUUAACAAAUUUGAAGAGAACAUGAGAGCAGAGCGUGAACGACGCACAGAAAAAUCUUGGUCAUUCUGUUCAUAUUUUCUUUUGCAAGAAGAAUUAGCUCAAGUUUUCCAAUUGCUAGCAUUACAUGAUGAAGCUUUAGUGCAGUAUGAUGAGUUAGAUGCUCUCUUUACACAGUUUGUGCUGAAUUCUGCUGCAGGGGAUACUCCACAGUGGUUAAGCAACUUCAGCCAACCAUGUGAGAAGUGGGAGGGUUUGCACCUCACCCCAGAUCUAGAUGCUGUCAUUCAGGGGAAGAUCCGUUCCAAGGAUGUUACCCUGCUAGAGUUUCGCAACUACCUCUUCCAACGUCAGUGUGCCCUACUCUUCCUCCAGAACAAGCCUUGGGAGGUAGCCAGCCGAGCUCUGACAUUCCUCCAGAACACUCUGGGAGAACUCAGCAUCCUGGAAGUUACAGUUGCUCCUGGAGGCAUUGCAUGCUGGGGUGUCCUCUCCUGUUUGGAAGUCAUAGAUUCUCUACAAUCCUUCAAGGAGCCAUCUACAACAGAUGCACAUGCUCACCACACUGCCCCACUAUGGGCCUACGCCAGAGAUAAGUUACAAGAGUUAGGAAGCCUGUGUGGGCUGAUGCCAGGAUGUGAGACCAGCAGCUCCCAGCUCCACACAGUUAUCUCACUGGUGUGUGGGAUGGGCAAUGACCCUCAUGCGCAUGACUAUCACCAGGAGGAUGCACCAGUCCAUGACACACCUAUGACGAGGCUUAAAGAUGCUCUCUCUUCACCACAGGCAUACAAAAAGCAUUACCUUGACUUGUCUGAGGUGGCCAUCAGCACCUACAAACACAUUGGUCGAAUCAGGUCAGCAAGGCUCAUUGGCAAAGAACUGGCCACAUUCUACAUGGCACAGGGAGAGGCACAGAAAGCUGCUACUUUCUUAACAGACCAAUUGACCAUGUUUUUAGAGGAGAGAUGGUUGCUUUUGGCUGCUCACACACAGCUCCAUUUGUCACAUUGUUACCUUUCCACCAAUGACCUAGAGAAGUAUGUUAAAACUUGUGCACAGUUAGCUGGUUCCACCCACUUGGGACAGGAAAUGAGGGAGGAACAUUUUGAGAAGAUGAAGACUGCCUUAAAUGAUGUUGAAGAUGGAUCAUCUCUCCUGAUACCCUGCGACAGAAUAUUUGAGGUGGAGGGCCUUCGACUGGUGUCAGAGGACCGCAUCAUACUAGAAUCAGAGGUUCUGGUAGAGCUUUCCAUCUUAAGUAAACUUCCAAGUACUGUCAUGUGCAACCAAGUAUAUGUUGUGUUACAGCAUGUUAAAGAAGAAAUAGGGUCACUCAAGACCUAUUCUGAAUUAGAAAGGAAAUCAAGUUCAUCAAGCUCAGCAUCACAGCCAAGCACGCGCAAAUCACAGUCCUCCUCUAUGGUGCACAGGAGCAGCUCAAACUCAGCUGAAGUGGAGCGAAAGAGCCUGACAAAUGAGGCAGCAGCAGCAGAGACAGAAAUGGCUAGGCUGAAUCCACUCACACAACCUCUUCAUAUGAGCCUCCAUCUGGAGUACAAGCAGGACAAGUCUCUUUCAUCUGCCUCCAUAACUUGUGUUAAUUCUCAUAAAGUACUCAGAAGAAGAGACAGCCAAGGUGGAAUGUAUAAGGUGGACCGUAGUGUUGCUAAGGAACAACACAAAGACAAGCUUGUGGCCAAAGAGGUAGUUAUUGCCCCUGGGAAAAAUACUAUCACAUUAUCCACUAAAGUGACCAGUAAGGGCUGCUACACAGCCAGUCAAGUGGUUUUAGCAUUAGAGAAGCUUGAAUUUAUUUGUGGUAAGAAUCACAUUGCAGGCCCUCCACUGAGUCUGGAGGUUGUAAGCGAAAAUCCUCGUAUCUUCCUGGGUCGCAGGGACCGUGACCUUCUGGCAGGACUGCAUCAGCCAAUGGUCCUCACAGUGCACAGUGGAAGCUGGCACAUCAAGCAGGUAUGUGUUAAGUGCAGUGUUAGGUGGAGAUAUUCUCAGUCAUAUGACCAUUGUCAAAUUUUUAUUUUUAUUAUUUCAUUUUAGUAGAAAUGAGUAUAG